AUGGAGCAUGUCACACGUAACCCUGGGGACACUAUUAUAAUUUCACACUUCAGGACUUCAAUACUUCAACUGCUUGUUCCCACCAAACAAACGCACCAGGGUUUUGAAGUCAACAUCUUGGGCUUUCGUUUAUAUUUGGUAAUAGCUCUUAUUAAAGUUGCUACAAUGGGUACUAUCAUUGAAGCAGAUGACACAUAUACCAGGAUCCUAGGAAGAUGGCCUAUCUUUUAUUAUGGCAUGGGACACAUGCUCAAUGACAUAACUGCAGCUUGUUGGUUCACCUAUUUAUUAUUGUUCUUGACAGAUAUUGGACUUUCACCAAGGAAUGCAGCUCUUGUGAUGCUUUCAGGUCAGGUGGCUGACGGAUUUGCCACUAUAUUUAUUGGUGAACUGAUAGACAGAUUUGGACACUUCAAGAUAUGGCAUGGUGCCGGAUCUGCAUUGGUGGCGAUUUCAUUUUCUUCUGUUUUUGGCGGUUGUUUACCUUGUAAAAUCUUUAGUUCCAAUUCAUCUACUUUUGAAACUGUGAGUUACAGCGUAUUUGCAGCAAUCUUCAAUGUGGGAUGGGCUGCUACUCAGGUUUCACACAUGUCCAUGGUGAGCUGCAUCACGCUGAACUCUACAAGCAGAGUGGCACUGGCUAGCUGUCGCAAUGCUUUUACCAUGGUUGCCAACUUGAGCUUGUAUGCAGUUGCAUUGAUAGUAUUCAGUGUCAUUGAUGGAAAAACAAAGACAGAUGUUGAAAAUCAGUAUCGCUGGAUUGCAUAUCUGUCUAUUUUUAUUGGAUGUUGCUUUGCGAGCGUAUUUCUUCUUGCAACCAAAGAGCCCAGAUUGAAGGUGGCUGUGCAUGGAAAGGUUCAUGCAAGGAUUUCAUGGGAUUACUGGUUCAAGAGAAUUCUGUAUUACCAGGUUGCUCUUGUUUACGUAAUCACAAGAUUGGUUCUCAAUGUUUCGCAGGCAUACCUUGCUUUCUUUGUCAUCAAUGACCUUCAAAUGGCCCAAUCAGCCAAAGCUUUGGUUCCUGCUCUCAUAUACAUCUGCAGCUUCAUUGUAUCCAUAGCGUUACAGGAGAUUGCAUGGACUGGUCGAAUGCUCAAGGCCUACUACUCUGCUGGAUGCAUUCUUUGGAUCUUUUGUGGGGCAGUGAUCCUUCUUUUAAGCGCAAAUAUGAGUUAUGUCAUGUACAUAGUAUCAUUAUUUAUCGGCAUAGCCAAUGCUCUCAUGAUGGUCACUGGAGUAAGCAUGCAGAAUUUUCUGAUUGGGGAGAACCUUAAUGGUUGUGCAUUUGUUGUUGGAUCAUUGAGCUUUUUGGACAAAAUUUCAUGUGGGCUUGCUUUAUUUGUUCUUCAGUCAAACCAAAAUAUCUCUCCACAGCUUCAGGCAACAACAGAGUUUCCUUUCUCAGUUACCAGGUUUGGUUUGGGUCUUGUUCCUGCAAUAUGUUCACUAAUUGGGGUGGUAGUAACUUGGACAAUGGAUUUCCACAAUCCUUCCAAGCCUUUGACAGCACCACUAUUAGUCUAG
Molecule: messenger RNA, 1524 nt
Organism: Sphenostylis stenocarpa
Lineage: Eukaryota; Viridiplantae; Streptophyta; Magnoliopsida; Fabales; Fabaceae
Source: the annotation of a GenBank genome assembly